AUGAGUGGAGAGAGGGAAACGUUGUUGGAUGGAAUCGAACAGAGUUUGUGGAAUUUAACCGAGAACAAUUUACGUUACCUGUGUGAACGUUGUGGAAUAGCUGGCCAAGAUGGCUCCGAAGUUAAAGGAAAGAAUUAUCGCUCGUUGCGUCGUAAAAUAGAAGAAUAUUGCGAAAGUGAUGAUUUAAUGAAAUUAGAGGACCAGGGAAUGUCUUGGUUACUGCAACUGCAAAACGACAUCAAAACAAUACAGGAAGAUGCUAUCCUCAGCCAGUCAGCGCAAGUGGACACACUGGACAGCACCGAACCAAGCAGAACCAAGAACGAGGAGGGCGCUGAGAGGUUGACAGACCCAGCUCCAGAGAGAGACAUAUCACCAGAACGGAGGGAGAAAGGGAGUGGCGUGAGUAUUAUUACUCACAAUUACUUGUCAGAUAAUUAUAGUAGAUCGGAAAACAGAUACAGAUUAGUUGGGCUUCAGCAGCCUAGAAUUCCAGGCUAGUUAGCCCGAUCUAGGAGCAUUUUAGCCUUUUAGAUCAUAACGAAUGAAUAUUAUAUAGAUAGGGUGCGGGACCUGAUCGUAGAGCAGUACACCUACUCUGAAACGCUUUAUGAAUAUAUGGGCCCAGAUCCUUAUAACUGUGUUAAGACUACACUGACACACACUCUAUUUUGUAUCGUAGGACUCAGAAGACCCAUCCAGACAGUCCCCACCCAGUUCUUCGGAACCCCAACACUCAGCGUCAUCACCGGAUCCUGACAAGAACCAUGGUGACCAGAGGUCAAAACUGGGUAGUCUGCGAAUAGUUCUACAAAAAGUUGUUGUCGUCAAGGAGGAGGAAGACGACUGGGAUUGUUAUGUUAGAGGUAAGUGAUUAGAUGAUUCAGGACAGGUGUGUUGAAAUAAGAUGUACUUUAAUGUCCAUUAAGCUACAGAGAACGAAAAUGUGUCUUUGUGUUAGUGCUGGGUUGAACGAAAGACUGCACACUGUAGGUAAUUACGCAAGCCUAGGGACAGGAGCCUAUCUCCUGUUUCUGUAACGGGAGGCAGCUUGAUGUACAAGCCUAGGGACUAACGGGAGGCAGCUUGAUGUACAAGCCUAGGGACUAACGGGAGGCAGCUUGAUGUACAAGCCUAGGGACUAACUGGAGGCAGCUUGAUGUACAAGCCUAGGGACAGGAGCCUAUCUCCUGUUUCUGUAACUGGAGGCAGCUUGAUGUACAAGCCUAGGGACAGGAUAUACAAGUACAGCCCCCUCCCGUCUCUGUCCCACAGGUGAGAGUCCCAACCAACCAUCUGCCAGUGAAUAUAAUCCCUCUUCAUCGGAAGAUCCUGAACAUUCCGAAUCCGAAGAUCCUGAACAUUCCGAAUCCGAAGAUCCUGAACAUUCCGAAUCAGAAGAACCUGAACAACGACGAGUGAAAGGCAAAACUAAGACUCACAGCUGCCUAGCGUGUGGGAGGAAGUUUGUCUCCUUGUACACACUAAGGAGACACCAGAAGAGGACACACACAGGAGAGGAGACAGAGAACAGGACACAUACAGGAGAGGAGAAGGAGAAGAGCAGCCUUCCCUCUGACAGUAAAGGACAGAGUCCUGCUUCAGGAGAACCUGAACAACAGAAGAGGAAAUGGGGGGUCAGGAAGACCCACUCCUGCCCCGAGUGUGGGAGACACUGCCCAUCCUUAUCAGCACUGAAGGUCCACCAGAGAAUCCACACUGGAGAGAAGCCUUACCUCUGCUCUGAGUGUGGGAAGGGCUUCACUUAUCAAAGUAGCUUGAGAUUACACCAGAAGAAAGACUCAGCGGACAAGAUUACCUGCUGCUGUGGACAAGAAUUCUCCUCAAAGUGUGUUCUGGAGGUUCACUUGAAGGUAGACACUGGAGCCAAGCCUUACACCUGCUGUGUGUGUGGCAAGGGGUUUGGUAAAAAAGAACGGUUAAAAGAACACCAGCGAUCUCACACGGGAGAGAUGCCUUACUCUUGCUCUUUCUGUGGCAAGGGUUACUAUCAAAAACCGGCUUGGAAAGCCCACGAGCGAACACACACCGAGGAGAAGCCCCUGUGCUCCGUGUGCGGACGGACCUUCUCCAAUAAGACUACGUUAAAAGUCCACCAGCGAACACACACAGGAGAGAAGCCUUUCCUCUGCUCUGAGUGUGGCAAGGGCUUCCUCAGUAAAGCAUACCUGACGACCCACCAGCGAUUCAACUGUUCUGGGGGAGAGGAACGACGGCGAGCAAAGAGGUUUCACAAGUGUCCGGACUGUGGGAAGGAAUUCACUCAAGCAAACAAACUGGAGAGACACAUGAGAACACACACAGGAGAGAGACCUUACCAGUGCUCUGUGUGUGGGAUGAGGUUCAACCAGAAAGGGAAUCUCAAAACGCAUUUUAAAGUGCACACAGGUGAGUGUCCUCCUUUACCAUUGAUACAUCAUGAUGGACUACUAGCAAACUGUCAGUGAUCAAAACCAUGUUGUUUACAACAUCUAGACCAUGUCUUAGUAGACUCAACCACACCUUAACAAUAACAUUGUUGCAUGUUGCAUUGUUUGAGUCCCAAAUGGCACCCGAUUCAUCUAUAGUGCACUACUUUUGACCAGCGCCCUGGGCCCACUGUCUGUCCGUCUGUCCAUCCGUCUGUGUGUCCGUCCGUCUGUGUGUCUGUCCGUCUGUAUGUCUGUCUAUACAGGAGGGGAUCCCAGUUUACUGGCUGACAUCGACAUGGAGGCGACUUCCUCUGAACAACCUCGGGACAACAGACGUAAAGCUGGGAGACCACAACGCUGUCUGGAUCAGCAUGACGAGGAGGGAACCCAUAACCCACCGGCACCAAAAACCCACAACCUACCGGCACCGCCGAGGGAGGGAACCCACAACCUCCCGGCACCGCCGAGGGAGGGAACCCACAACCUCCCGGCACCGCCGAGGGAGGGAACCCACAACCUCCCGGCACCGCCGAGGGAGGGAACCCACAACCUCCCGGCACCACAGAAACCCACCAUGUCCCCCAGGGGAGAAAAACACUAUCUCUGCCCUGAAUGUGGCAAGACUUACACCCGGGAAUACGACCUCAGAGUCCACCUCAGAACGCACACAGGAGAGAGACCGUACCAGUGUGACGAAUGCGGAAAGACCUUUGUCCGGAAACAAGGGCUCCGUCAACACCGGCGGUCACAUGCUCCCAAGCCCAUGGGACCGACCCGCCAGUUAGGCAGGCCCGUCAGCAUGGGAUCCAGUAGUAGAAGGUCUAACCAAUCUCCCAGGGUGGGAAGCUCUAAGCAGCAGUUAUCCAGGGUUGAUAAACCCAUGCCUCCAUACCCUAGUGUAGAGAGACCCAUGCCGUUCCAUACAGUGGAAAGACCCAUGCCUUUACAUCGAGUGGAAAGACCCAUGCCCUUACCAGACAUGGAGAGGGAACACUGGCAGUACUGGCACCUUUAAACACCAUGGCUAUGUCUUCAUCCCAAAUGGGAUUCUAUUCCCUAUAUAGUGCACUACUUUUAACCAGGGCUCAUUGGGUUCUGGACAAACGUAGUGCACUAUAAACCGAAUAGGGUGCCAUUUUGGGGACACCAUGUCUCUCAUGACUAAACAGAACUGUUCUUCUUGCUUCCGUUGUGUGUGUCUGUGUGCGUGCAUGUUGUUGCUUCCUCGUUUAUGAUCAGUAUAAUAAUCGUGCCCACUGUGCAAGAUAAUCAUGCCAACUGUAGUUGUAGUUCCGUACAUAUUUUAUAAACUAAAAUUAAGCGAUUGCAUUUUUGUCCUUUCUAGUGUUUAAAAAAAAUCUUAUUUUACUAAUUGAAGCUGUAAUGAUACAACAAAAUCCACUGUGGUCCAGUAAAUGAGUGAUGUCAUAAUGUCAUGGUCCAGUAAAUGAGUGAUGUCAUAAUGUCAUGGUCCAGUAAAUGAGUGAUGUCAUAAUGUCAUGGUCCAGUAAAUGAGUGAUGUCAUAAUGCCAUGGUCCAGUAAAUGAGUGAUGUCAUAAUGCCAUGGUCCAGUAAAUGAGUGACGUCAUAAUGCCAUGGUCCAGUAAAUGAGUGACGUCAUAAUGCCAUGGUCCAGUAAAUGAGCGUUGUGGAAACAAACCUUGGCUCUUUGUAUAUGCCUUAUAACAUUUGAUUUCAUUAACUGACUACAAGCAGAGAUGGCUAAAUUGUAAGAGACCACUCUCUUUCACAGCCACUGUUCUUCCGCAAGAGACUUCAUCUAUUGUCUUUACCCUCCAGCCCAGAUGGUGGCAGUGUGUGUGUUGCUUCCUCAUCUGUGAUCAGUACAAUAAAGUCCACUGUGUUGUGUAAAAUAAUCAUACCAACUGUAGUUGUCUUCCUGUGCAUAUUUUAAUCAACAAAAAUGAAGUGUUUGCAUUUUAGUCCUUGUGUUUUUUUAUAUAUAUAUAUAUAUAUAUAUGUAUGUUAUGUUACUUAUUGAAGCUGUCAUGAUACUACGAAAUCCACAGUGACUUGCAUGUCAUAAUGCCAUUGACCAAUAAAUUAACAUUGGGGGGGGGGAAAACGUAUUUCUCUCUUUAUUACCUUUUAUCUAUAAAAACAUUUGAUUUCAGAAACGAUCAGAUUGCUAUGUUGCAAGAGACCUGUAAUCUAUUGUCUUUAUCCUCCAGACCGCAUAGCGGCGCUAAAGCGUACUCAAACGACAACCUCAUACCAGAAGUCGGAAGACAGACAAGAGUUCGACAGUUUACCAAACUUCACUUAUAACACAUCAGCGUUCAAAACACUUAAGCAGAAAAAAAUAAUAAAAGACCGUUGCUUUUGAUUAAAUAGCAUCAGGCGUUGGUAUUUCCCAGCCUACAACCAACGAGACGCGAGGUUACGACCAACAACACUGCCAGUCAGCAUAAUAAAUGUACAACUAAACUAGCUUUCUAGGUAGUUAGCUCAGGGAUUCAUUCCCGUAGCUAUGGACGAGGUAAGAAUCUCAACGUGUGCUAGCCACAUCUCUUUUCUGCUCUGCAAACUGCUCGGUGGUUGCUGUACCAAAUGUUGUGGCUAGCUAGCAAAUCAAGUUGCUCAGUAUUUUAUAGAGUACAGUGAAUGGUAGCAACAUCAGUAUUAGCUAGGAAUGUUGUAGCUCGCUGAUAUGAUUUUGUUUUCUAGUAAGGUAGCUAGUUAACUGGCCAGCUAGCUAGGUGAAUGAAAAUCCAAUGAACAGUAGCUGGUGUAAUUAGGUUUACAUUGGUUGAUAUCAAAUCAAAUAUUAUUGGUCACAUACACAUAUUUAGCAGAUGUUAUUGCGGGUGUAGCGAAAUUAUUGUGUUCCUAGCUCCAACAGUGCAGUAGUAUCUAACAAUACACACAAAUCUAAAAGUAAAAUAAUGGAAUUAAGAAAUGGAUAAAUAUUAGAACGAGCAACGUUGGAGUGGCAUUGACUAAAAUACAGUAGAAUAGAAUACAGAAUAUACAUAUGAAAUGAGUAAAGCAGUAUGUAAACAUUAUUAAAGUGACUAGUGUUCCAUUAUUAAAGUGGCUAUGUAUCCAUGUCUAUGUAUAUAGGGCAGCAGCCUCUAAUGUGCAGGAUUGAGUAACCGGGUGGUAGCCGGAUAGCCUUGAGAUAGAAGCUGUUUGUCAGUCUCUCGGUCCCAGCUUUGAUGCACCUAUACUGACCUCGCCUUCCGGAUGAUAGCGGGGUGAUCAGGCCGUGGCUCGGGUGGUUGAUGUCCUUGAUAAUAUUUUUGGCCUUCCUGUGACAUCGGGUGCUGUAGGUGUCCUGGAGAGCAGGCAGUGUGCCCACGGUGAUGCGUUGGGCAGACCGCACCAUCCUCUGGAGAGCCCUGCGGUUGCGGGCGGUGCAGUUGCUGUACCAGGCAGUGGUACAGCCCGACAGGAUGCUCUCAAUUGUGCAUCUGUAAAAGUUUGUGAGGGUCUUAGGGGCCAAGCCGAAUUUCUUCAGCCUGUGUGGGCUAUUGCGCCUUCUUCACCACACUGUCUGUGUGGGUGGACCAUUUCAGAUUGUCAGUGAUGUGUACACCGAUAGUUGUUAAACCAGUUAUAUUUAGCUGGAAAGGUUUCUUUCAAAGAGAAGUUGUCUUUUCCAUAACAAGCAAAACAUUUGCCUUGCUAUUUACGAUGGUGUCUUAUUGCUAAAUCUACCUUUAAUAAUGUAACUAGCUAGUGUGUUGUUAAAACUGCACUGUCACUAUUCAUCAUAGGACUCUGAAGACCUGUCCAGCCUGUCCAUCCUGCUCCACUGAACCCCAACCCACGGUGUCCCCGAGUCCUGACAGGAACCAUGGUCACCAGGAGGACAGUAACCGUGGUGAUCAGAAAGACACACCGCAGGGUCAAGACGUCAACAGUGAAACACCAACAUUUAAUAUCGUAGUCAAAGAGGAAGAAGACUGGGAACUAGAUAAUACAGGUGGGUCGCUGGAGCCAGGCUAACUUGGGGUGAGUCCCAAAUGGCACCCUAUUCCCUAUAUAGUCCAUUACUCUUGACCAGAACCCUAUGGUUUAUAGGGUGCCAUUUGGGGAGCCAUCUUGGAUAGCGUUGCCAUAAAUCCUACAACAGGAGAAGCACAGGAGAAGUUGUAAAAUAAGGGAGAAACCCGGUAGGUAUGCAUAUGCACACUGAGUCUGACUCAGUCUCACUGACUAUAUCUGUCCUGUCUCGUCCCCACAGGAGAGAGUCCCAGCCAUCACUCUGCAGGCGAGGAGAAGCCCUCUACACCAGGAGAACCUGAACAACACCAGAUGAUACGCAGAACAAGGCAGAAAAAGACCCACCCAUGCCCAGAUUGUGGGAGACACUGCCAAACAUUAUCUGCACUACAAAUACACAUGAGAACCCACACAGGAGAGAAGCCUUACACUUGCCUUGUGUGUGAGAAAACAUUCACUAUUAGACAAGCUUUGAAAACACACCAGCGAACACACACAGGAGAGAAGCCUUAUACCUGCUCUGAGUGUGGGAAGGGCUUCGCUCAUCAAGAUAGUUUGAGAUACCACCAAAAGAGGAAUUCUGAACAGAUUAAAACAGACCCAGAUGACAAGUUUGGCUGCUGCUGUGGACAAGAGUUCUCCUCAAAGUGUGUUCUGGAGGUUCACUUGAAGACAAACACUGGAGCCAAGCCUUACACCUGCUGUGUAUGUGGCAAGAGGUUCAAUAAAGAAUCGUUAAAAGAACACCAGCGAUCUCACACAGGAGAGAAGCCUCACUCUUGCUCUUUCUGUGGCAAGGGUUACUAUCACAAACCGGCUUGGAAAGCCCACGAGCGAACACACACCGAGGAGAAGCCCCUGUGCUCCGUGUGCGGACGGACCUGCUCUAACAAGUAUACAUUAAAAGUCCACCAGCGAACACAUACAGGAGAGAAGCCUUUCCUCUGCUCUGAGUGUGGCAAGGGCUUCAUCAGUAAAGGACUCCUGAUGACCCACGAGCGAUUCAACUGUUCUGGGGGAGAGGAACGACGGCGAGCAAAGAGGUUUCACAAGUGUCCGGACUGUGGGAAGGAAUUCACUCAAGCAAACAAACUGGAGAGACACAUGAGAACACACACAGGAGAGAGACCUUACCAGUGCUCUGUGUGUGGGAUGAGGUUCAACCAGAAAGGGAAUCUCAAAACGCAUUUUAAAGUGCACACAGGUGAGUGUCCUCCUUUACCAUUGAUACAUCAUGAUGGACUACUAGCAAACUGUCAGUGAUCAAAACCAUGUUGUUUACAACAUCUAGACCAUGUCUUAGUAGACUCAACCACACCUUAACAAUAACAUUGUUGCAUCGAGUCUGUCUGUCUCAGUCUCUCUCUCUGUCCAUCUGUCUGUCUGCAGACCGGGAUCCCAGAUUGCUGCUGCCGGACAUCAGGGCGACUUCUUCAGAAGCAGCUAAACAACCUCCAGACAACAGACACAAUGUUGGGAAACCACAACGAUGCCUGA
Messenger RNA from Coregonus sp. 'balchen', 7898 nucleotides. NCBI's taxonomy places the organism in Eukaryota, Metazoa, Chordata, Actinopteri, Salmoniformes, Salmonidae. The record is from the annotation of a GenBank genome assembly.